UGCGAGGCGGAGCCCGGAGGCGGGCGGGCGGAGAGCGGGAGAGUCGGUGCGCCUGUCGGCCGUGACCGCCGCCAUGGAGCCGUUCUCGGGUAUCCCCACGGUCGUCGCGUUGGCCGCGGUGGCCGCGACGGCGCUGCUGCUGCUGCUGCUGAGAGGGGCGGGGCGGGGGCCGGGCCGCCCUGUCACGCUGCGGGACCCGCAGGCCAAAUACCCGUUGCCGCUGGUGGGCAAAGAGGAGAUCAGCCAUGACACUAAGAAAUUCCGGUUUGGGCUCCCUUCACCAGAUCAUGUCUUAGGAUUACCCGUAGGCCAACACGUUUACCUUUCUGCAAAAAUCAAUGGCAAUCUGGUGAUCCGAGCCUAUACCCCAGUUUCCAGUGAUGAGACAAAAGGUUAUGUUGAUUUGAUUAUAAAGGUUUACUACAAAAAUGUGAAUCCUAAGUUCCCAGAAGGUGGGAAGAUGUCCCAGUACCUAGACAACAUGAAGAUUGGAGAUGUUAUUGACUUCAGGGGGCCAAAUGGAUUGCUUGUCUACAAGGGGUCAGGUACCUUUCUGAUCAAGCCUGAUAAGAAGUCUGAAGCACAGAAGAAGUUUGCAAAGCAUGUGGGGAUGAUAGCUGGGGGAACAGGAAUAACCCCUAUGUUGCAGCUGAUCCAUCAUAUCACAAGUGAUCCUAAGGACUCUACAAAAUGUUACCUUCUUUUUGCUAAUCAGACAGAAAAGGAUAUAUUGCUCAGAGCUGAGCUAGAAGACAUUGCUAAGAAGCAUCCUGAUCAGGUCACGCUCUGGUAUACACUGGACAAGCCUCCACAAGAUUGGAAGUACAGUUCUGGCUUUGUCACUGCAGACAUGAUUAAAGCCCACCUCCCUUCUCCUGGCAGUGAGACGCUCAUUCUUAUGUGUGGGCCACCACCUAUGAUUCAGUUUGCAUGUCAGCCUAACCUGGACAAACUCAGCUAUCCCAAGAGCAUGACAUUUUCUUAUUAACAGUGAUGUCAUCCAGCUCUUUUUCUUAAAUUUUCUUGAUUCCUUUUGGACUCUUUCUGUUUUCUGGAGACAGUGGAGACUGUGGACCUGAAUCCAUUCCCAAAGAAAGAGGUGAAAGAUCAUCUGAAACUACUGUACCGUCCAUGUUCUCUGUUUCUCCUGGGUUAACAACAAUAAUUGUCAAUAAUUAGUACAAAAUGUGACAGGGUUGUUAUACGGCAGACUAAUACUUAAAUUAAAAAAUAUAAUAAAGUACAGAUAGCUAUAAAAAUGUUCUUGUAUAAAAAUAAUCUUAAAAAAAAAAAAAGAGUAGUUGUACCUUUGAUACAAGAAAACGGUAUUAUAAUAUUGUAAUUUCAGUGUAUUUUAAAACCUUAAUUCCUGAUCUUGAUCUGCUGUUGCGUUUCCUAUUUUUAAUACCAAAAUUCAUCCAUCAAAAUCAGUGGGAAUUUUACUGUUGACUUCAGUGAAAGUAAAAUAAGACCAAGAAUAAAUAUCUUUAAAAAAAAAAAAAAAAGUCCCAUCUGAAUGCUAUACAGCUAAAGAUUUUCUUUCAUUUCAGUAUUACACUUAAGGAGUUCAGUCUGGAUUGCCCACUCAGUGUCAGUAUUUUACAGAGAAGACGAAGGGAGGGAAAAAGGAAAGGAAAAAAUAAGCAGCAAAAUUCACGUUAAAAGUUGCAUCUUGUUUGGAUACGAUACCUAGCACGGGUGCACUGACACUCCUGAUGCGAUCUUCCAGUCCCAAGAAGCAGAAAGUCAGAUGAAGAAGCAAAGAAGAUAUAAAUCACCAGCAAAAUAAAGUUACAGAAGAGCAAAGUGGUAAGCUAGUAGUAAGCUAGAGUAAGUAGUAAGCUAUUAAAAGCAGAAACAAAAAGAAAAGAAGCUGUUAUGCUUGACAUCAAAGGGAUUGUGCAUUGGUGUGCACAAGCCCCAGGAAUCCUGGACCAGUCAAAGAGAUAGGAAUGAUCAUUUAUAUUUCAUCAAUUCUUUGGCAACUGUAACACAUCAAGCAUAUACUACUGAAAUAAACAAUGUCUAAAACCACAUCAAAUUUCUGUGAAAUACAGAACUGGAGGUAUAAUGAGUUUACUGCAUGUGGAAGAAACAAACCAGACUCUGGUAAUUCAGUGCUUUUUAAGAACUCAUUGCUUGUUUCUAGAAUAACAUUCUGCUUUACAAGAUUCCCCAUCCUUUGAUCCUGCAUGUAAAAGACCUAAUAGCAUGGCCAAUAAAUUAUCUGCUGACUAUUAA
Messenger RNA from Lagopus leucura (white-tailed ptarmigan), 2241 nucleotides. Its product is annotated as NADH-cytochrome b5 reductase 2. Gene Ontology annotation, cellular component: mitochondrion. NCBI's taxonomy places the organism in Eukaryota, Metazoa, Chordata, Aves, Galliformes, Phasianidae. Gene Ontology annotation, molecular function: FAD binding; oxidoreductase activity. The transcript has 10 exons. Bases 74 to 988 code for a protein of 304 amino acids. The record is from RefSeq and is a predicted model, not a curated record.